AUGUCCGCCGCGUUGAUGAAAUAUUUUCAAAAGAGCCACGUCCGUGACGCGAUCCAUGUGCCGGAGUUUGUUCAAGGAUGGCAAUUUUGCACUGAUUUCGGCGGUCAUGACUAUAAUUUGCAAUACAAUGACACGAGUGAGGUCUUUCAGAAAAUAUUCAACAGUGGAUAUCCGUUGAGACUCGUUUUCUAUAACGGUGAUGUGGACACCGAAUGCUCGAUGUUUCAAGCUGAAUACUUCAUCGAGGCCUUCACUUCGAUCAACAAAUUCAAUACAACCUACAAACGAAAAGAAUGGCUUUACAAUCUCGGUGAUCAAUAUCAGCAAACGAUCGCCGGAUACACGAAAAGAUUCGAGACGGCAAAGAUGAAAAUCGAUCUGUUGACGGUUAAGGGUUCCGGCCACAAUGUGCCUAUGGAUCGACCCGGACCCGCGCUACAGGUUUUAUACAAUUUCCUGAAGGACGAUCUGACGUACAACUCCCUUGUCCCCUUUUCACUCGUCCGUCAACCCCUUCUCCAACAAUUUAUGGAGCAAGGCGAUGGCCCACUCGCCACAAGCAACCCAUCAACGAACAUGACAUCAACAACAAUGACAAGGACAAUCGUUUUUUUUAGCCUUUUCUUUAUUGCCAUCUAUUCAGCGGCUGUUCUCAAUGAAGAUUUUGAGAUCGAUGCCGUCAUCUCGAGCACCGUGGUCCCUCCAAUCCCGUCCUCACCACAAUCCCCUCUUCAAUCCUCGAUUUCCCCGAUCCCAAUUCCACUCAACCCCCUGCGGAACAAAGCACCAAAUCUUCUUCCACAAUCUCUUUCUUUACUUGUCUCUCCGUCCGAAUCUGAGGAGACGUCCAUCUCCGAUCCGGACAUCCGAAUC
Molecule: messenger RNA, 873 nt
Organism: Mesorhabditis belari
Lineage: Eukaryota; Metazoa; Nematoda; Chromadorea; Rhabditida; Rhabditidae
Source: the annotation of a GenBank genome assembly